This is a messenger RNA of Ahaetulla prasina, 5025 nucleotides long. RefSeq names its product patatin like phospholipase domain containing 4 (gene PNPLA4). Gene Ontology annotation, molecular function: retinyl-palmitate esterase activity; triacylglycerol lipase activity. Gene Ontology annotation, cellular component: lipid droplet; membrane; cytoplasm. The transcript is spliced from 9 exons. Gene Ontology annotation, biological process: triglyceride catabolic process; lipid homeostasis. The record is from RefSeq and is a predicted model, not a curated record. NCBI's taxonomy places the organism in Eukaryota, Metazoa, Chordata, Lepidosauria, Squamata, Colubridae. Bases 165 to 1208 code for a protein of 347 amino acids.
AAAGACGCGGUAGCUGUGUGGAAUCAGCCGCCCACAUUAAGGUAAACGGAGGGCAUGAAAAGCAAGACGCUGCUUUCUUUGGAGGAAGAAAAGAGGCGAAGAGACGGAAGGGAGGAGUAAGCGGAGCAAGAUUCAUAUUCUAUAAACUGGACUCAUUUAAAGGCAUGUGGGCUACCAAGAGGAUAUAUAGAUCCCUAAAACAGAGGCUGCAGUUGAAGCAAUAUGGACUGCACAAUUCUCUAUGUAGAGCCAAAAGUUUUGAGAAAUCUGAUCAGUGUUAUGUUUUACAAGCUUUUCAUCUUUUACCCACAUGCAGUGCAUCGUCUCAUAAUACAUGGUUCAUGACGGAUAUGAAAACUAAUCUCAAUGUAACAGAAGGAAAUAAAGUAAAUAAGACAUCAUCCAAAUCACUAGAUGGUGGAAGACAUCUUGAGAUGGAAGCAAAGAUGAAACAUCUCAACUUAUCCUUUGCAGCCUCUGGCUUUUUGGGGAUCUACCACUUGGGGGCAGCAUCUGCUCUUUGCAGACAUGGUAAGAAGUUAUUGAAGGUUGUGAAGGCCUUUGCAGGAGCAUCUUCAGGAGCUUUGACUGCCACUGUUCUUUUAACAGUGCCAGAAAGUAUUGAGAAAUGUACAAAUAUUACCUACCAACUUGCUGAAGAUACUAGAAAACUCUAUUUUGGAGCACUAACACCUGGUUAUGAUCUAAUGACAAAACUUAGGAGCUACAUUGAUUCAAUCCUCCCCCCUAAUGCCCAUGAGAUAGCAGAAAAUCGCCUCUUUAUAUCAGUCACUAGUACUAAGAAUGGAAAAAAUUAUUUGCUUUCACAUUUUGCCUCCAGGGAAGAUCUUGUUAAGGCUUUGUUAGCCAGCAGUUUUAUUCCUCUUUAUGCAGGAAUAAAUGCAGUGGAUUAUAAAGGACAGAAAUGGAUUGAUGGUGGCUUAACCAAUGGCCUCCCUAUCCUGCCAAAAGGCCGAACUGUGACUGUUUCUCCUUUUUGUGGCCGGCUAGACAUUUGCCCAGAAAACAAAGGACGAGUGGAUAUUUAUGCUAAAGUUGCAAAGCAAGACAUCAUGUUAUCUAUUGGCAACUUUAUAAGACUUCAUCAAGCUCUGUUUCCACCAAGCCAGGAGAAAAUGGAAUCGCUAUAUCAAGAUGGAUAUGAUGAUGCCAUACAGUUUUUAUUGAAGGAAAAUUGGUUUGAGUAGAUUAUGCAUGAUGAAAAUAAAUAAAAAAUUGAUGGCUUGUCAAUGCAAAUCUUUGAGCAUGCCAUACAGAACCCAAAGGGCUGAUUUCACCGUUUAUGUUUAUCUCAAAAAAAUGUCACUGGGAUUUCAUCUAUUGAUGCCAGACAAGUGUUUUAUAUGCUAUUGUGCUGGCCUGAAUUUGUAGAGGGUUUCAAAUGCAAUGGAAUUGUGUUUGGUAUAGAAGAUAAGCUGCUUCUUAGAAAAGAUUAAGAGAAAUCAAAACUUCCAUUGCUUUAUUUUCUUUCUUUUUUCAUUUUUCAUGCAGAUGUGAAAAUGCUAAAAAUAUGAUUUUUUGGCUCAUUAAAUUUAUUCAUAUAAAGUCAUAAAUAUGUGCAGUUUGCAGAAAAUUGAAUACUUGUGUUAUUUCAUAAAAAUACGAUUAAUGUGUUCAUUAAUUAGUUUAUUCAUUUUGUUUUUUUUUAAUCCAGUGCAUUCUCAUAAAGUAAUUACAAUGAAACAUGGGAAACAAAACAACUUAACAACUCAUUUAUCUACAGAUAUAUUUUACCAUUAGUAGGCUUAGUUUUUCAGAUAGCCUAUGUAUAUUUUAAAAUGUUGAUUUCAGUGGGUUUAUUUAUCCUUUGUCAUAUAAAAUUCAUUGUAGAAACAAAAGAAAAAAGUCAAUUAAACAUACUGCAUUUUUGUUUAUGCCAUAGUCACCUAGAAAAUUGAUCAGAGCAAUUGUUAAGUAUGAAUAAAGCAAGUUGCAUCAUACAGUUCUAUUUAAAACAUUGUCUCAAUUUGCUGAUUUAAUGAAUAUUGCCCAAAUUAUAUUUUCACCUAAAAUGCUUUCUAUGCCGUUGGAAUCCCUUGGGUAUGAUUUUCUAGUGGCAGAACUCCUGUUAGCAUACUCUAAAAAUAGUAUUGAUUCUCUUUAUAGUAAACAUUGCAUUUUAACUGUUUAAUUUAAAACAGUUAAUUUUAAAUUACUGUUUGAAUAAAUUCUUAUUGCAAAUGUUUUGCAAUGUUCUUUUUAAUUCAUUGUAAACUUGUUCUUUUCAAUGAUUUGCAUGGUGUUAAUGAAUGUAGUUUGUGUAUAAACCCAAAAGGUGGUGGUGUAAAAGCCAAGAUUUCACUCUUUAUUUCCAUUACAGUUAGUCCUCCAUUUAUGUCCAUUCACUGUUCAAAUUUAUGAUGCCAUUGAAAAAUAUGACUUACAACCAGUUUUCAGACUUAUAAAAAUUUCAGUUUCUCUAUGGUCACAUGAUUAUAAUUCAGGCAUGUGUUUAUGACGAUUGCCGUGACAUUGGGUCACAUGAUAACUAUUUGUGAACUUUCCAGCUGAUUUCCAACAGGCAAAGUCCAUGGGGAAAUCUGGAUGGAGUUUGUCUGGAGGUUCUAGCAGAGGAGCACAGUAUUGUAUACCCUUGAACAAAGAUUGGUACACCCCUUCUGUCUGAGAUGGUCAUUCUUUUCCACUGAGUGUGCAGCUUUGGGAGGGAUACACAUGGAGCAGUGAGAGAGGGAGGGGUCAUGUCUAGCCAACUAAAUCAACCUGGUGAUCGAUGGGGUGACAUGUCGUGGCCAUAUCGCCCUCACCCAAACCUGGAUUUGUUUAAUGACCCUAUGAUUCAACUAAUAACUGCAGUGAUUUGGUUAACAAAAAAGUUGCAAAAUUAGGUGGGUCUCACUUAGUGACAGAAGUUCCAGUCCCAAAUGCUGUAAAUUGAGGACUACCUGUAUAGAAAUUAUGCUUAUGAAUGCCACUGUUGAAAAGCAAGUUUUACCUUCAUCAGCUGUUUCUCCAUAUUCACAGGUUAACAUUUUAUACUGCAGCAAUUAACAAAUGAAUUGAACUGGGGCUUGUGGGUGUAACACAUGUAUAAUGCACACUAAUUUGGAUAUUUGACACCUACCCUUUUUAUUAUAGAACAUUUGCAUUUUUAAUCCACUUGACCUGAACUAAAUGUAAUCUUGCUAUAAUCAUCUUUAUGAGCUUCUCUAUGUUUGCAAGUGCUUUUCUAUGCAUUGAAAGAAAAUAGAAUGGUGGUAGUUAACAGAUCAGUGCCCCCCUUUUCUACAAUCCAAUACAUGUAAAAACUCAACAAGGAUAUUUUAUGUAGAAUCAUUUUGAGCAAAGCAAGUUUAGUAAUAUUCACAAAAACACUUUUAAGCUGUAAUGAUGAUUAAAUGAGAAGUCAUUAGCAAAAUUUAUUCAAUGAAACUCUGAUAAGAUACCUCCCUUCUCCCUCACCCGUCAUUCCCCAAUCCCAGAAAUAGUCUGAAGAAAAAGAAUUUGAAGAAGUGGGAGAGCAGUCUUUGCUUGUGCCCUCAGAAACAUCUUCAAGCAAACAUCUUCAAGGAGACUAAGUUUCAUGAAUGGAAACAAUGUUUCAUUCGUAAAACUGGACCUCCCCCAUGCACUAGAAAAGCACAAUAGCAGAAUCUCCGAAUAAGCAAUACAACAGAAGCAAGCUGAAAGUGAUUAAAUCAAACUGAUAGGAUUAGGCCACCCUAGGGGCCAGUCAACUUUGAGAAAGCAACAAAACAACAUUAGUUAAAUAAUAAAAGACACACAAAUCCUAAUUGCGAAACACCAAAAAUUUAUAAAAGCCCAUCAAUGCACCAAGCCGACUGUCAGCUGUCCCAGAACCGAUUGCUGAAGUCACUUCUGACCACCAUAAUUGGAUAACAGCGUUCCUGUCAAAAAGACAACAAGUGGUCAAAAUAGGCAGUGCCCUAUCAAAUCCUGCUCCUGUCAAUAGCGGUGUCCCCCAAAACAGCGUUCUAGGACAAACACUCUUCAUAUUAUACAUUAACGAUCUUUGUGACCAUAUUAUAAGUAAUUGUGUUCUCUUCGCCGAUGAUGUUAAACUAUUUAACACUACCAACAAUAUGGCUACCCUUCAAAAAGACCUUGACUUUGUGUCGGAAUGGUCAAAAACUUGGCAACUCCAAAUCUCAACCAGCAAAUGCUCUGUCUUACACAUUGGAAAAAGGAAUCAGAACACUAAAUACAAGCUCGAUGGACAUUACCUUAUCAAUGACCCUCACCCCGUCAAAGACCUUGGAGUUUUCAUAUCAAAGGAUCUAAGUGCCAAAGCCAACUGUAACUACAUCGCCAAAAAGGCUUUAAGAGUUGUAAACUUAAUCUUGCAUAGCUUCUUCUCCAGAAAGAUUACACUACUAACCAGAGCAUACAAAACAUUUGCUAGACCAAUUCUUGAACACAGCUCACCUGUCUGGAACCCACACCUCAUUUCGGACAUUAAUACAAUUGAACGUGUCCAGAAAUAUUUUACAAGAAGAGUUCUCCACUCCUCUGAUCACAACAAAAUACCUUAUGCCACCAGACUUGAAAUCCUGGGUUUAGAAAAUUUAGAGCUCAGCCGCCUUUGGCAUGACCUGAGUUUAACUCAUAGAAUCAUCUGCCACAAUGUCCUUCCUCUUGAAGACUACUUCAGCUUCAAUCGCAACAACACACGAGCACACAAUAGAUUUAAGGUUAAAAUGAACCGCUCCAAUCUUGAUUGUAGAAAAUACGACUUCAGUAACAGACUUGUUAAUGCCUGGAAUGCACUACCUGACUCUGUGGUCUCUUCCCAAAAUCCCCAAAGCUUUAACCAAAGACUAUCUACUAUUGACCUCACCUCAUUCCUAAGAGGUCUGUAAUGGGCAUGCAUAAGAGCACCAGCGUGCCUACCGUUCCUGUCCUAAUGUUCCCUUUGAUUGUAUCCAAUUCAUAUAGUUAUUUCAUGCUUAUACUUAUAUAUACUGUUGUGACAAAUUAAAUAAAUAAAUAAAAUAAAUCUUUUCAAGCAGCUGGUUUCUUUCUUCA